UGUCCAGGGGAUCUGUGAAACUGACAAGAAUGACAGCCAACAGCUGAUAAUUCCCAGAGGUCCUGUGCAGCAACCCCUUGAGGAUCGGAUCUUCACUCCGACAGUCUCAGCUGUGUACAGCACUGUAACACAGGUAGCAAGACAACCAGGACCUCCUGCACCAUCCGCUUACUCUGCACAUGAAAUAAACAAAGGACACCCAAAUCUUGCUGCAACGCCACCAGGACAUGCAUCAUCCCCUGGACUUUCACAGUGCAGUACCAAGAAUCACAGAAAUGUAGGGCUGGAAGGAACCUCAAGAGGUCAUCUAGUACAGCCCCCUGCACUGAGGCAAGACCAGCAGCCAGGAGGGAGGAGGGACAGAAGCUUUCAACCCCACCCAAGAGCCAGCAGUCUUUUUGAAGAUCCAAGGGAACUGGUACAAAGGAUUCUGGGAUGUGGGAUGGCCCCCUACCCCUCAGGGCAGAAUGCAGCUCCAGCCACAUUGGUGUACCCCCAAACUCCUCAAACAAUGAACACACAGCCUCAGACCCGCUCUCCGCCCAGCAGAACAGUGCCAAUACAUUGCACAGACAACUGGAAGAGGAGGAAGGUUUUGGAACAGAAUCCGGUUUACAGGUCCCUGGCUGGAAGAGGCUGGAUAAAAUACUGCAUUUUUGCAGCGGGGCCUCGACCUGCCCAUCACCAGUUUUUUCAGCGGCCUCAAAUACAGCCUUCUAGAGCUGCCAUCCAGAACAGCAGCCCUUCUAUCCGUCCUGGUGCGCAAACACCAACUGCAGUCUAUCAAACCAACCAACACAUCAUGAUGGUUAACCAUCUGCCAAUGCCGUAUCCAAUGCCCCAGGGCCCCCAGUACUGUAUACCACAGUAUCGUCAUAGUGGCCCUCCUUAUGUUGGGCCUCCACAGCAGUAUCCUGUUCAGCCACCAGGGCCAGGCCCAUUUUAUCCAGGCCCGGGUCCUGGAGAAUUCCCCAAUGCCUACGGAACACCGUUCUACCCAAGUCAGCCAGUGUAUCAGUCAGCACCCAUCAUAGUGCCUACACAGCAGCAGCAGCAGCAGCAGCCUCCACCAGCUAAAAGAGAGAAAAAAACAAUCCGAAUCCGGGAUCCAAACCAGGGGGGCAAAGAUAUAACGGAAGAAAUAAUGUCUGGAGGAGGCAGCAGGAACCCUACGCCUCCCACUGUGAGACCCACCCCCACGCCUACCCCUCCUCAGCAGCUGUCCAGCCAGGUCCCAGAGCACAGCCCUGUGGUUUAUGGGACUGUGGAGAACACUCAUCUCGCCGCCAGCACCUCUGUCACUGCAACUAGCGACCCGAAGCAAGAAGAGAAGCCAAAACCAGAUCCAGUAUUAAAAUCUCCUUCCCCAGUCCUCAUACCAGAGCCUAGUGGGGAGAAAAAAGAUCAAGCUGGCCAGACAUCUGAGGCUGCCUCAGUGGAAUCACCACCAGAACUUCCUCUUGCUGCAUCGCCAGUCCCUCUUGUUCCUAUUGCAGUUGUUACUGCUGCUGUUGCUGUUUCUAGUAAAUCUGCAUUCACAGCUGACUCAGAGGAGAGAUGUGAACUAACUUCCCCGAAAGAGGAAACAAUGCCUAUAUCCAAUGCCACACCCUGCACAGAAGAAUCAGACCUUUCACCAACAGAAGAGGCUGAUGCUGACACGUGCAAGGAGCCUAGUACUGUAGCAACUAGUGAUAUUCCAGUGACUGCUAGUACUAAUCUAAUUAAUGAAAUUAAUGGAGUUAAUGAAAAAGUAACUGCUACAAACGGCAUAGCAGAAAUAGUUCAACAGGAAGUUGCACCAUUGACUGUUGAAUUGGAGAUUUUGGAAGGCUUUCCUGCAGAAGUGGAAAGUGUACCAUCUUCCAUUGCUCUUUCCACCUCUCCCUCUCCUCCUCUAACUCCUCCUAUUCCUGUUUCUGCUGCUGUUACCACUACAACACCUCCUUCCUCUCCUCCUCCUCCUCCAAUUUCCCUCCCUGCUGUUCAGGGAGAUUUACAUGGAGAGAAGAGCAGAAGAACUACCCUUAAUGAAGUUGUAAAAGAUACUCAAAACAAAGAAGAGGUGGAAGCAGAUGGGCAACCAGAGGAGAAUGCAGCGUCUCAGAAUUUAAACUCCAGGAAGAACCCUGUAGCAGCCCAAACAGCUGUAGCUGCACCAAAGAUGUGGAAGAAACCAAAAGAUCGGACCCAAGCCACUGAGGAGGUGUUAGAGGCGGAAACAGAGCAUAAAGCAGAAGAGGAACUUUCAGGUGACAAAGUACCUGAAUCUGAACAGGAUAAAAUGAGCCAUGGGUUCCACCUGGAAAGAGAUACUUCUGAACUUAAAAAAGCAAAAGUUGUGGAAGAAAAUGGAGAGCAGGAAGCAGAGCCUCUACGUAACGGUGCUGAGUGUGUUUCAGAGAGGGAAGAACCUGAUGCUAAUUCAGGCUCCACAGAGAGCUCUGGUGAAGGGCUAGUAUACCAGUAUAAACCAGAACAGUGGAAGCCCAUGAAUCCUGAAGGGAAGAAGCAAUACGAUAGGGAGUUCCUGCUGGAUUUCCAGUUCAUGCCUGCCUGUAUACAGAAACCGGAAGGGCUGCCUCCUAUUAGUGAUGUGGUCCUCGACAAGAUUAAUCAGCCAAAAUUGCCAAUUCGAACUCUGGACCCUCGGAUAUUGCCUCGAGGACCAGACUUCACACCAGCCUUUGCCGAUUUCGGGAGGCAAACCUCCGGGGGAAGGGGUGUAGCUGCCUGCAAAGUGCAGAACAACCCCGGAUUGCCUUCUGUGGCUCGGUGUGGCACCCCAGCAUGCCCUCUCUUGGUCUCAUCUCACCCACCAUUGAGGAACCUGCCAAUAGGGUUGUUGAAUGUUGGACCAAGAAGAUCACAGCCAAGCCAGAGGAGGGAGCCCAGGAAGAUCAUCACUGUAUGUGUGAAAGAAGAUGUACACCUGAAGAAAGCAGAAAAUGCCUGGAAGCCAAGCCUGAAAAGAGACAGCCAGGCUGAGGACCCAGAAAAUAUAAAAACCCAGGAGCUGUUCCGCAAGGUACGAAGUAUCUUAAACAAAUUGACACCACAGAUGUUCAAUCAGCUAAUGAAGCAAGUAACAGACCUGACUGUAGACACAGAAGAGAGGCUGAAAGGAGUCAUUGACCUGGUCUUUGAGAAAGCCAUCGAUGAGCCCAGCUUCUCUGUGGCUUAUGCAAAUAUGUGUAGAUGUCUCGUAACGCUGAAAGUACCUAUGGCAGACAAGCCUGGGAGCACAGUAAAUUUCCGCAAGUUGCUACUGAAUCGUUGCCAGAAGGAAUUUGAAAAAGACAAAGCCGAUGAUGAUGUCUUUGAGAAGAAGCAAAAAGAGCUCGAAGCUGCUACCACUCCAGAGGAGAAGACACGGCUCCAUGAGGAGCUGGAAGAGGCCAAGGACAAGGCUCGACGGAGAUCCAUCGGAAACAUCAAAUUCAUUGGUGAACUCUUCAAACUGAAAAUGCUGACAGAGGCCAUCAUGCAUGACUGUGUGGUGAAGCUGCUUAAGAACCACGAUGAAGAGUCCCUGGAGUGCCUUUGCCGCCUGCUCACCACCAUCGGCAAGGACUUGGACUUUGAGAAAGCAAAGCCCCGUAUGGACCAGUAUUUUAAUCAAAUGGAGAAGAUUGUGAAAGAGAGAAAAACGUCCUCCAGGAUUCGUUUCAUGCUUCAGGAUGUAAUAGACCUAAGGCUGUGCAACUGGGUAUCCCGGAGAGCAGAUCAAGGCCCCAAGACUAUUGAGCAGAUUCAUAAAGAAGCAAAAAUUGAAGAGCAAGAAGAGCAGAGAAAGGUCCAGCAACUCAUGACCAAAGAGAAGAGAAGACCAGGUGUCCAGAGGGUAGAUGAAGGUGGAUGGAACACUGUUCAGGGGACAAAGAAUAGUCGUGUGCUUGAUCCCACCAAAUUCCUUAAAAUCACCAAGUCCACAAUAGAUGAGAAGAUUCAGCUUGUGCCUAAAGCCCAGUUGGGCAGCUGGGGGAAGGGCAGCAGUGGUGGAGCAAAGGCCAGUGAGAUUGAGUCCUUACGACCAAGUGCCACUAGUUUGAACAGAUUUUCUGCACUGCAGCUCCCAGUGUCGUCUGUGUCUUCUUCUGUAUCUUCAGAGUUAGACUCUCGCAGGGCCUUAACUAGUCGUGGGAGCACAGGCAGAGAGAAGAAUGACAAACCACUUCCAUCUUCAGUCACCCGUCCAAACACCUUCCUGCGGGGUAGCAGCAAUAAAGAGCUGCUGCUAGACAAUCAGGCACAAGAAGAACAACGGCGAGAGAUGCUAGAGACAGUGAAACAGCUAACAGGUGGCAUGGAUAUGGAGAGAAACAUCACAGAGACAGACAGGAACAAAGCCAAGGAAAUAGCCAAGCCAGAAACUCCCACAGCUCCAGUACAAGACAAAUCUUCACUGUCAGAAGAGGAAAUGGAGAGAAAGUGCAAAUCCAUCAUUGAUGAGUUCUUGCACAUAAACGAUUAUAAGGAAGCAAUGCAAUGUGUGGAGGAAUUGAAUGCACAGAGUCUGCUGCCCAUUUUUGUGCGAGUCGCAGUGGAGUCUACUCUCGAGAGGAGUCAGAUCACCAGGGAUCACAUGGGCCAGUUACUAUAUCAGUUGGUGCAGUCAGAAAAGCUAAGCAAACAGGACUUCUUCAAGGGGUUUUCAGACACCUUGGAGCUGGCAGAUGAUAUGGCCAUUGAUAUACCACAUAUUUGGUUGUAUCUAGCUGAAUUGGUGACCCCCAUGUUAAAAGAAGGAGGAAUCUCUAUGAGAGAACUUAUAAUAGAAUUUAGCAAACCUUUACUUCCUGUGGGAAGAGCUGGGGUCUUGCUUUCUGAAAUAUUUCACCUUCUAUGCAAACAAAUGAGCCAUAAGAAAGUAGGAGCCUUAUGGAGGGAGGCUGGUCUCAGUUGGAAGGACUACUUACCUGAAGGGGAGGAUGUACAUACCUUUCUCAUGGAGCACAAGUUGGACUUCACAGUGUCUGACUGUUCCAGUUCCUCAGAAGCACUUUCAGAGGAAGAACUCUCUGCUGACGAACUGAACAAACAGCUAGAAAAACUCAUUAUUGAGGACAAGGCGAAUGAUGAACAAAUCUUUGAUUGGGUAGAGGCUAAUCUAGAUGAAGGCCAAAUGAGUUCACCUACAUUCCUUAGAGCUUUAAUGACAGCAGUUUGUAAAGCAGCCAUUAUAGCGGAUUCUUCUAGUUUCCGUGUGGACACUGCUGUUAUCAAGCAGAGAGUGCCGAUCUUACUCAAGUACCUAGACUCAGAUACAGAGAAGGAACUACAAGCACUUUAUGCACUACAAGCAUCAAUAGUAAAACUUGAUCAGCCUCCUAAUCUGUUGCGGAUGUUUUUUGAUUGCUUGUAUGACGAGGAGGUGAUAUCAGAGGAUGCCUUCUACAAAUGGGAAAGCAGCAAGGACCCAGGAGAGCAGAAUGGGAAAGGAGUAGCACUGAAAUCAGUCACAGCGUUCUUCACAUGGCUACGAGAGGCUGAAGAGGAAUCAGAGGAUAAUUAAAACUUAAAAUACAGAAAACAAAACAAAAAAAAGAAACAAUUUAAGUAUUUUUUUAAAAAGUUUCACGUCUUCGCCAAUCACAGUGCAGCAAGGCCAAUU
Molecule: messenger RNA, 5614 nt
Organism: Emys orbicularis (European pond turtle)
Lineage: Eukaryota; Metazoa; Chordata; Testudines; Emydidae
Gene: EIF4G3
Product: eukaryotic translation initiation factor 4 gamma 3
Exons: 38
Coding region: 443-5515 (1690 amino acids)
Cellular component (GO): eukaryotic translation initiation factor 4F complex
Molecular function (GO): protein binding; mRNA binding; translation initiation factor activity
Source: RefSeq, a predicted model, not a curated record